AUGGCUCAAGACACCAAGGUCACCCUCUACUGGCUGGAGCAAUCCCGCUCCCAGCGCAUCCUCUGGCUCCUCGAAGAACUCAACAUCCCCUACGAACUCAAAACCUACAAGCGCGGCCCUGACAUGCUCGCCCCCAAGGAACUCAAGGAAGUCCAUCCCCUCGGAAAGUCCCCCGUCAUUGGCAUCGAGAGCGCAAACACCACCAAGCCGUUGAUUCUCGCUGAGUCAGGCUUUAUCACGGAGUAUCUGUGCGAUCACUUUAAUGGGGAGAGACUCGUGCCGAAGAGAUACGAGGAGGGCAAAGAGGGAGAAGUUGGCGCGGAGACGGAGGAGUGGAUUCGGUACCGGUACUACAUGCACUAUGCGGAGGGGAGUUUGAUGCCGUUUUUGCUUCUGUCGUUGGUCAUGGACGCCCUCCGCAACGCCCCCGUCCCGUUCUUCGUCAAGCCCAUCACCGGCAUCGUCGCCUCCAAGGUCGAGUCCGCCUUCAUCAACCGCAACAUCGACAACCACUUCCGCUUCCUGGACGAGCAGCUCAAGACUGCUCCCGGCGGCGGUCCGUAUCUCUGCGGUACGGAGUUAACGGCUGCGGAUAUCUUGAUUAGUUUCCCGAUUAUCGCAGCUAUGGUGCGGUUGCCCGGGGGUGCGGUGAAGUAUCCUAAUGUGAAGAAGUAUGCAGACUUGUUGCAGGGCACGGAGGGAUAUAAGAAGGCAGUUAAGAAGAUUGAGGAGGUGGAGGGGAAGUUUGAGCCUAUCAUGUCAUGA
Molecule: messenger RNA, 765 nt
Organism: Aspergillus chevalieri
Lineage: Eukaryota; Fungi; Ascomycota; Eurotiomycetes; Eurotiales; Aspergillaceae
Product: glutathione S-transferase
Exons: 3
Coding region: 1-765 (254 amino acids)
Source: RefSeq, a predicted model, not a curated record